Molecule: messenger RNA, 4986 nt
Organism: Plasmodium coatneyi
Lineage: Eukaryota; Apicomplexa; Aconoidasida; Haemosporida; Plasmodiidae
Exons: 1
Coding region: 1-4986 (1661 amino acids)
Molecular function (GO): helicase activity
Source: RefSeq, a predicted model, not a curated record
AUGUGGGAAGAGUGGGACGAUGAGCAUUUUGUGAAGAUUUUUUUCGAUUGGAAGAUAUUUGCCAAAUAUGCAAAGGAUAAUGAAUUUAAGGAGCUCGAAGAAGGCAUAGAGAAAGAAAUUAGCAAUUCGACCUGUUUCAGCAUAAAUGAAGAAGACGUGGAAAAGGAGACGAAUGACAACAUCCUGUUGAUACUACAAUCGUUCAUUAUAGAAAAAAAAUACACAGAUGUUUCUGAUUAUUUGGUUAAUAUAAUUUUAAGGUGGAAUUAUUACACAAGCUUGAGGAGCGAAAAAGAGCUUGAUUCGAAGGGUGUAAAAAAUCGCCUAAAAAUAGAUGUAGAUAUUUACAGCCUGCCAGAUGUGUACAGAAAUUUUGAAGAAUAUUUUUAUUCCUACUUUCCACUAUUCUUGAUAGAAACACAACAAUUAAUAAACAACAAAAAGGAAAAUGAAAAUAUAAAGGAAUAUGACGUGACGUUGGUUAAUACCCCCAAGGAGAUUUACAAUUUUGAGUUUAACAUUAAUAUAGCUUAUGACAGCUUGGUGUAUUCAAACCUCUUUUAUGGUGACCUUAUUCUGCUUAGGUUUAUUCCAAAAAGAACUGCAAAAAGUGACUCACAUAAUAUUUACACGCCUAUGUUUUGUUCCGUAAAGAGGGAUGAAGAAGAGGUAAUAUCCACCGAUUCGGAAAGUGACAAACUGGAGGCGGCUUCCUCUGGUUCCUGCACCAAUUCGGAGGGUUCAAUCGAUGGUGAAGAAGUGAAGGAAGAAGAACAAGUCCAAAACAUAAACCAAAUUGAUAUCACCAAAUUGGUGGAAACGCAAAACAAACUCAACGAUGGCACCAACUCAGGGGAAGACGAAAUGAAUGACCAAAUGAAUGACAAAUCGGGUGACGAAUUUAAUGAGGACAUUUACAUGAUCCGAAAAUAUUGCGUGCGUCAUUUGUUAGGUUAUGUCAUUUCAAAAAAUAAGGAACAGAUUAAAAUAAAAUUUAAUUUAAAUUAUAAAAAUUUUGAUAUUAUAGACAAAGUCAGGAAAGAAAUUAUUUACGAAAUUUUCGUGGCCGACAAAUUGGACCAUUAUUUUACGCGCGUGUCUAAGGUGAUCAGUUUGAUCUCCACCCUUCGGUUGUUUAACUGCUUUUUCAAUUUUAGAAACUCCGCCUUGUUGAAUGAAAUUGUGGAAGUUGACCCAAGUGGGCAAAGUCACACAUAUGCAGGAAACUUACCGUGUAAGGGGGAGGUUAAUCAGGACGAUAGCAACAGUGAGCAGGGGGACUUCAACAAUCUGCAGACGAAGAAGAGAAAAAAAAGACACAUAGGUGAUGGAUCAAUUGACCAGAACAACUCAGAACAAGUACCAAAUGGAGAAGAAGAGGAAACGCACCCUGGAGAAGCCAUCCCAGAUGAACCAUUGAAUGGGCAUCCAAAUGAUGUAGACCAUAUGGAGGAAACAUUGAAGCAAAAAAUUAAGGACUAUUUGAUGAAGUUCAAAGGGUCAGCAGAAAAGGAAGACGUCGCCGUGAAAGGGGAGCAUUCCUCGUUAGACCAACACACAGUUGUAAGGAUGAACGAUGGGAUGGAGGAUAACAGUUUAGGAAGAAGGGAAUUAACCCUCCCUGCGGAGCAGCAAUAUGGAGGCUUCCAUUACAUACCAGAGGCGCUGAAAAGUAAAUUCCUGAACAUUUACAACAAGUACCAAUUAAGGGCCAUUAACAACAGCAUAAUGAAUGACGGGAUUACGCUCAUUCAAGGGCCCCCCGGGACAGGAAAAACUACGACAAUUUUGGGAAUUAUCAGUGCCCUCAUUUUUUUUCAAAAGGGUGAAAUGAAUCAUAGUAGCAGGAACGUCCUAGGUGAAAAUUUGUUAUCUGCCCUGGCUGACGGAGAGGAUGAAAGUGGAAAGAAGAAAAAGAAAAAGAGCCCCUACGUUUGGAUCAAUUACGACAAAAAAAAUGACCACUGCUACUUUAACGACAACUGUUUCGACGCAAUGGAGUAUGAAGACUUUUUCGACCACAUUGAAAAAAACGAAGAGGAAAAAAACCAAAACGUCUUCCACGUUAGUAAGGGCAACAAAAAUGAAAACAAUUAUGCAUACGCAAUUCAUUUGAGCAUUAUGAAUGCGUCCAGCAGGAUGUUAAAAAGUGAUGACAACCAUUUGGAUGGAAAUAAUUCAGGAGAAGAGGAAAUUCUUAAAAAUAAUGAAAACAGAAUAAAAAAAUUGAUUGGCUUAACGGAGACAUAUUAUAACUCCUAUGUGAAUAGUGAUUAUAUGGCGAAGAAGUCCGACUGGGUGGAGGAAAGGAAUGCCAAUGAGAAGCUGAACUAUUCGUACUACGUCAGUGAUGGUAAGGCGUGCUCCUUUGCGGCCGGCCCAUCGGGGGAGGUAUCACCCAAGGGAGCCAAAAACGAAUUAAUGAGCAAAUGUUCGAUCCCCGUUAGGGAAAAAAGAAAGUGGAAAAGGAAGAACGCGUCAGAAGAGACACAACAAGCCACCUUCAAAAAGGAAAAGAUAAACAAGCUAAACUUAAUUAAGAACAAAAGAAUACUCGUGUGUGCCCCAUCUAACCAAGCCAUUGAUGAAAUUCUGAGAAGGCUAAUAUCGUCAAGUAACGGAAUUUUAGACGAAAAUGGAAACUUCUUCAAUCCUAUAGUUACGAGAAUAGGGAGAAACGUAAGCACAGACAUAUUAGAAUUUAGCCUCGAAUUUAAAGAACAGUUAUUUUUAUUUCUUAAUAAGAAGGAAGAAAAUAAAAUUAUAAAAAGGAAUUUAUUGAAAACGUCCACCAUUAUUUGUUCAACUCUUUCUGCCAGUUCGAACGCGUCGUUAGUAAACUACAUUGAUUCGUUCGAUGCGGUUAUAAUUGAUGAAGCAUCUCAGUCAGUUGAAUUGGAUAUUUUGAUACCUCUGUCCUUUUCUUGCAAGAAAAUUAUUCUGGUAGGAGAUCCAAAGCAGCUAUCCGCGACGGUCUUUUCGCUAUUUGCAAAGCGGCGCAAGUAUGCCAGGUCCCUUUUCGAACGGUUACAAAAGAAGCAUAAGAUGAACAAGAGCAAAUAUAAUUUGUUGUCCAUUCAGUAUAGGAUGCACCCAGAUAUUUCACACUUCCCAAAUAAGUACUACUACAGGAAUAAAAUUACCGAUGCCCCUUAUUUUCUGUUUACUCUUUUUAAAGAAAUGAAGAUGAAUAAGUACAUCAAAAAAUUGAGGAAUGAUCCAGGGGAUCCUCCCACGGAAGGAAUUAUCGAACGGGAACUUUUUUACAAAUUCGAUUUAUUUCACUUUAUGCAAAGUAACUUUGGAAAUUUAUUGCCCUCAAAUUUUCACGACAUAAAUUUAUGUCAGAAAAACCAAGGGGCAAUUGACUGGUUUAUUAUCCCCCUACUUAGACAUAGCGUUUUUUACGACAUAUCCUUUUCGAAGCAAAGGAAAAUAAAAAACUCCUACAUCAACAUUGAAGAGAGUGAAGCUGUAUUGCAGUUUAUCGAGUUCUUGCACUUCAUCUUUACCGCAGAGAAUGUGAAGGAGUGGUACAAACGAAUAGGCAUCAUCACCCCCUACGCCACGGAAAAGUUUUUUCUAAAGAAGGAGCUAAAAAGGUUCUUUACAAAAAAGGGUUACAAAAAUAAUAUUUCUAAUUUUAUUGACAUUGGGACAGUGGAUGGUUUUCAGGGGACGGAAAAGGACAUCAUCAUAUUUGUGUGCGUGCGGACCAAGGGAUCGCUCAAGAGGAAGAAGAAGAAAAAGGCUAACCCGGUUGGUAGUGACGCACCUGCUAAUGACGAGACGGAUAAGAAAGAGGACGCACCGAACGUAAGCUCCGCAUCCUCCACGGAGGACCAUGUGAAUGACCACAUGGACGACGAAGUAGACGACUCGAAUAUGUUUUUCUCCAGUUACAAACGACUAAACGUGGCACUAACCCGAGCCAAAUACAAUCUGUUCAUUUUCGGAAAUUGUAGUUUCCUGAAAAAAUGCGACGCCUGGGGUAAGAUUAUUAAGCACUACAAAAUGGGGAACAAAGUAAUAAAAAUAAAGUACAAGAAAUUUAAAACGAGGAUGAAAAUUUUGUCUGAGAAAGUGACGGAAGAAGACCUAUUCGAUGAGAAGGUUCAGGUGAUAAACAAAAAGAUUGAAAAUUCUUUGUAUAACAAAAAUAUAAUAGAUUACAAUUUCGUGCCAACUUGUGAGAAUGAAAGUCCCUCCUUCGAUUUGAAAAGCUUCCUCUACUCUGUUGGACUGAGCCAGGCGGAAGAGGACGGAGAUGGAAGUUGUGAAGGGCAGAAUGAAAUAAAUGUUAGUGAGAAUAAAUAUGGACUUGCGGACCCCCCGGGAAAGACGGAUAAUAAUUCUGAGGAGAGGGAAAUCUUGAGCUUUUUCAAGCAGCUGUACAAUGACGAUUUUGGGACUGCAGACGAGUUUGACGUUGGGCGGGACCAGUUGGGAGGGGCGCAUGUCCCGGCGGACGGGCCACAAAUUAACCCACCAACGGAACGGCUAACCGAACCAACCAAUUGCGCAGAUCACCAAAUGAAGAUCUACCCGCCAAAUGGUACAAACAGUGGCAUUAAAAAGGAACCCCUACAAUUAAUCGAAGUGGUAGAUCUGGAAGACGAUGCGGAAAGUGCAGAACGAAUCAGUAAAGGCGCAAAUAAUGAGGAAGUGAAAACACAAAAUUACAACCAGGAGGAAUUAAAACAAAGGGGCACUUCCCUACUACCAUCCGCCGCGUUAAGAAAAGAAGCUUCCAAUGUGGAGCUGUGCACAAGUAUAACCAAAAGAGGCGAUGAAACAGCUUCUUCGAACAUUGAUGAGGGGCAACCUGGUACAACCCCCACGAUGAUCGAAAUAAAUGAAAAUUUGAAAAACAGCAAUUACUUCAUCGAUAUGUUGUAUAACUACUGCAAGAAGAACAAAGAGCUCAUCUUCGUCGUGCAAAGUAUUUUACCCAAUUUUUCACGACAAAUUUUGUUUAAGAAGUAG